This is a messenger RNA of Tachysurus fulvidraco (yellow catfish), 2470 nucleotides long. It is a transcript of the gene arf3b, whose product is annotated as ADP-ribosylation factor 3b. The transcript has 5 exons. The record is from RefSeq and is a predicted model, not a curated record. Bases 186 to 731 code for a protein of 181 amino acids. NCBI's taxonomy places the organism in Eukaryota, Metazoa, Chordata, Actinopteri, Siluriformes, Bagridae. Gene Ontology annotation, cellular component: plasma membrane; cytoplasm. Gene Ontology annotation, molecular function: GTP binding; GTPase activity. Gene Ontology annotation, biological process: intracellular protein transport; vesicle-mediated transport.
UGAAUGCAUGACUGGAAUAAUAAGACAUGUGGAUUGUGGAAGAUCUCCUCUGAACGGUUUAUCGCGAGAAAACCCGAAUUCUCAGCAGGCCUAGAGCGAGAUUUCCUCCUACCUCUCCGUAUGCGAAAUCGGCUGCUGUCAUCCCUAAAACAGAUUGUUAGUCUGAAGACGCUCACUGUUGAAUCAUGGGGAAUAUUUUUGGUAAUCUGCUGAAGAGCCUCAUAGGAAAGAAGGAGAUGAGGAUUCUGAUGGUUGGGUUGGAUGCUGCUGGUAAAACAACGAUCUUGUACAAACUUAAGCUGGGGGAGAUUGUUACUACCAUCCCAACCAUUGGUUUUAAUGUGGAGACAGUGGAGUAUAAGAACAUCAGUUUCACAGUGUGGGACGUUGGUGGCCAGGAUAAGAUCCGACCCCUCUGGAGACACUACUUCCAAAACACACAGGGUCUGAUCUUUGUGGUGGACAGUAACGAUCGAGAGCGUGUGAACGAAGCCAGGGAGGAGCUGAUGAGGAUGUUGGCAGAAGAUGAGCUGCGUGAUGCUGUUCUCCUUGUUUUCGCCAACAAACAGGACCUGCCUAAUGCAAUGAAUGCAGCUGAGAUCACAGAUAAGCUGGGCCUCCACUCACUGCGCCACCGCAACUGGUACAUCCAGGCCACCUGUGCAACCAGUGGCGAUGGCCUGUACGAAGGCCUUGACUGGCUGGCCAAUCAGCUGAAGAAUAAGAAAUGAGGGUUCUCAGGCAGGUGUGGAGGGCUUAUUUAGGGCAAGGGGUGGGGAAACUUGGGGUUAUCGUAUUAUUUGGUUUGGUUUUGUUUGUUUACAUUUGAUUUUUUGCAAAUGUGUGGUUAUUAGAGCCUUCAGAUGGUCUGUGUAAAUGGACUCAUCACACAUGUUCACAUGUCAAAAUAUAUAUGGACACAUGGAAAACACAUACACCUGUACACCUCAACAAACCCAUGAGCACACAAAUAUCGUCUCUGCUUUUCAGUGGUUUCUCUUUAUUCAGUCUAAAAUGGACCUUAAAUGACACAGUCAAGUACACAAGUAAUAUAAUAGAGUAUAAUAGAAUAGUCCCAGAAUAGUCAUUAUUUCUCCAUGCACACCAUGUUUUCUUUGGUUUCACUGUGUUUUCAUUUUCCCACAAAGACAAAGGUUUUCUCUAAAAUAUAGUAAGCUCAAGCAGUUUCAUCUGUUUAAUAUUUUAGAUUCAUAUAGUUAGAUUUUCUAUGAUGUAUUAUCAUUAUGAUUGUAAUGCAGUUUGUCUCAUCACACACAAACACACAAACACACAAACACACAAACACACGCUCUCUCUCUCUCUCUCUCUCUCUCUCUCUCUCUCUCUCUCUCUCUCUCUCUCUCUCACUCUCUCUCACUCUCUCUCAAUCACACACAGACAAACACAACCACACACCACACUCACACACAUGCACACACAUGCUAACAUUAAGCAGCUCUCUCCUUCUCCUGCUGGUCAGUAAUUUUGUUAGUCAGUUGAGUGUGCUGUGUAAACAUGCACCCCACUGUGUCCUCCUGCAUGGCUUUCUCCUUCACUGUGACUUGUAGAGUCUUGUGGCUUAGUAGACAGUAGAUUGCAUGUAUAGGUGUUGUAGAGGCAUAGAGCUGCUAGGUUUUGCAUGCUGCUUUGUUGUGAUAUUGUGUUAGUAAGAUGUUUCAUAAAUGGCUGAUCAUUUAGAUGUAAACAAUGGAAUAUUAUUGAAUUACUGGAGUAAAAGGAAUCGUGGAUGGUUGUGAAAAAAUGUGUGAGAACACAGUGCACAUGCCAUUGUUGGCUGCUCUACAGUAAAUUCAGUACAGAAUGAUACAGCUCCAUGAGAAUCUGUAACUGUGUUGUUUUAGGUGGGUAGAGUGUUGGAGAGAAAAAAAACAGGAUGUAAUAUUGUAGUGUUAAUUGUUCACAUUGUGCUUCUUUCUGCAUGGCAUGCAUGCUGCUUAGAUAGAUAGAUAGAUAGAUAGAUAGAUAGAUAGAUAGAUAGAUAGAUAGAUAGAUAGAUAGAUAGAUAGAUAGAUAGAUAGAUAGAUAGAUAGAUAGAUAGAUAGAUAGAUAGAUAGAUACUGUAGAUAGAUAGAUAGAUAGAUAGAUAGAUAGAUAGAUAGAUAGAUAGAUAGAUAGAUAGAUAGAUAGAUAGAUAGAUAGAUAGAUAGAUAGAUAGAUAGAUGCAGAAUAUCCCUGUGGUUGUCCAUGUUGCCAUGUUGUAGGUGAAGGUUUAUUAAUUUACAGUGUAUAUGAUUGUUUCUGUCUCUUUGCAUUUUUAAUACACUAAUUGACAAGCUAAGAAAAUUAGCUUUUGCAUUUAGUGUUAUGAGAAGUUGGAUAAUGUUAGCAAUUAACAGAGCAAACUACCAGUACACAUGCAUACACACACACACACACACACACACACACACACACACACACACACACACACACACACACACACACACACACACACACACACACACACACA